GGAUCAAACUAAAACCGACUUAAUUUCGGUUUGGAUUGGAUUAAAAUAUGGUUUGGUUUAUCUCGGGUCUGUGAAAUAUGGAAGCUUUUAACUUUACCUUCCUUAUAAACCACCACAAACCCUACCACACACACUGGAUUUCAAAGCAUUAUUUGUUUACGAACUUCCGAAUUAGGGUUUACUGGCGAUAACUUGUGAUCAUGUCAUUAGAUUUGAAGAUGCAAGAGAAAUUUACUUGGGUUUUGGAAAACUUCUCAUCUUUGCAAGACGAGUGCUACUCUCCCGUCUUCGCGGUCGCCGGCUGCAAUUGGCGUCUUCUUGCUUGUCCCAGAGGAGUUAGGAGGAAUGAUCGUUACUUUUCCGUGUAUCUUGAUCUUGCGCCUGAAUCUUCGCCACCAGGAUGGAGAAGAGAAGUGAAAUUUAGCAUUACUCUUGUCAAUGUUUGGCCUAUUGCGAACAGAGUAUUAGGAGAGCCAUGCUUUUUCGAUGCAAAGACUAGCAAUUGGGGUUUUGAAGAUUUCUUGCUCCUUGAAAAACUUUGUAAUAAAGGGGAAGGAUUUUUGGUGAAUGACAGACUCACUAUCGUCGCUGAAGUACAUGUUUUACCACCUAUUGUUGUGCCAUUGGAACCUGUGAAGAUUAUUGCAUCUCUGAGUAGCAACGAAAUAAAUCAAGCUGAUAAAUCUCAGGGGGACUCUCCUUGUCAUCAAGUGUCCCAAACAACUGAUAAUGCUGCAUCUCAAGAGAAGUUAGAUGAUAUUGAUGAUGAGAAUGAUGGUGAUGAUGAUGAUGAUGAUGAUGACGACGCCUCUGAAGAGAGUACGGAUGAUGAUGACGGGUCUGAAGAGAGUUCCGAUGAUGAAGAUGCAUCCCAGGAGGAUACAGAUGAUAAUGAUGAUGGAGUUUGUGACAUAAGUCUUUUGAGCCAAUUGAUGAAUGCCUUAGAGGAUGCUUCUCAUACGGAAGAAAAUCAUGGUAUAAGUUGUAAUAGUGUGUUGGCUGAGACUGAGGUUUCCAAUGGUGAAAAUGAUGAUGCACCUAAAAAAGAUGAUGAUGAUGAUGAGGCUUCAUCUCUUGUUUUGAAUGAUAGUGAUAGAAACGGAAGUACUAUAGAACAAGUGAAAGUGACGAGGCUUCAUCUCUUGUUGGAGGAUGCCUCUCAGACAUUUAAAAAUGGUGGUACGGGGCUUAACACCGUGGCAUCUGUUAUGGGGACUUGUGAUAAUGUGCUUAUGGAGAUUCAACAAGUACAGGAAACAGUGGAUAUCAAUGGAUUUGAGGUUGUUUCUUCCAAGGUGGAAUCUGUGAGACGUAUAUUCGAAAGACACCCAGACAUUGCUGUGGAGUUUCGUGGAAAGAACCAACAUCUGAGGAACGCAUGUAUGAAUUUUCUGCUCAGCUUAAUCGAGACGAUGUGCCAAUCACUUGAGGAGCUCUCCAAUGAAGAUCUUGUGGAAGCAGACAUUGCGUUGACAUACUUGAGAGAUGCAGGGUUUAAGGUGGAUUGGUUGGAGAAGAAGCUGGACCAACUAAAGGAAAAGAAGGAGGAAGAGAUGUCUGGUUUGGCCCGGCUCCAUGAGAUAGAGGAAAAUCUAGUGAUAUUGAAGCAAAAGUGGUCAGACCUGGAUGCUCUUGCAGAGAAGGAGAAGGCAGAGUUGUCGGCCACCAGAGCUGCCAUGUCUUUCGAUGAUUUUGUUAACUGACUUGAGUUCUCUUUAGGCAUUUGGUGUUCUGAUAUCUUUUUUUUUGUCCUUGGGUUUCAAAUUAAGAGGAACUCUUGUAGGGUAAUUGAACUUAUGUCAGUAUUUUGCUGCGAGAUGGUCUAUCAAAUUUUUAGCUAACAAA
Messenger RNA from Arabidopsis lyrata subsp. lyrata, 1845 nucleotides. RefSeq names its product MATH domain and coiled-coil domain-containing protein At3g58440. NCBI's taxonomy places the organism in Eukaryota, Viridiplantae, Streptophyta, Magnoliopsida, Brassicales, Brassicaceae. The transcript is spliced from 4 exons. Bases 201 to 1703 code for a protein of 500 amino acids. The record is from RefSeq and is a predicted model, not a curated record. Gene Ontology annotation, molecular function: protein binding.